AUGGGUUGUGGUGUGCUUACUACGUAUGCACAGGUGUCCAACAUUGCGGGAAUUCACGGCUUGCUCGUCUACGCCAUCACUGGUGCAGUCCCAAUUGUUCUAUUCUCGUACUUCGGCCCCAUGAUCAGAAAAAGAUGCCCUGACGGCUUUGUUCUUACCGAAUGGUGCCGGCAGCGUUUUGGAGUCAUCACCGCACUCUAUCUUUCUCUUUUCACUCUCUUGACCAUGUUUUUGUACAUGGUGUCGGAGCUCACUGCCAUUGACGAGGCCAUCAACGCUUUAACCGGCUUGGAUGCCACUCCUUGUGUCGUUGUUGAGUGUGUAGUGACCACAAUCUACACAUUUUUGGGUGGCUUCAAGGUGUCAUUUGCCACGGACUCGCUUCAGGCAGGUUUCGUGAUGGUGUUGCUUGUCGUUGGAGUUAUCGGAUACGCCACUAACGUCCACAUUGACCAGAAGAUUAAGCAGGAAACUGCCUCCCAGAUGUUGGAUGCCAACAAGUUGGGCUGGAUGCUUCUCUACAUUCUUUUCGUCGCCAUCUUGACCAAUGACGCGUUUCUCUCUGGUUUCUGGCUUCGUACUUUUGCCGCCAGGACCGACAGAGACUUACUUAUUGCAUGUUCGAUUGCCGCAUUCGUCUGUGCCUUGGUUUGCACCUUGGCCGGUCUUCCUGGCAUCUAUGCAGUGUGGACUGGCGUUCUAAAAGUUGGCGAUGAUGAAGGCUACAACGCAUUCUACAUUCUCUGCGCGAAAAUGCCAAACUGGGUGAUCGGUGUCGUGUUAAUCUUCGCAGUGGCACUUUCAACGUGCACGUUUGACUCUUUGCAGAGUGCAACAACAUCGUCGAUUUCCAACGAUCUCUUCAGAAACAAGGUUCCCAUCAUCUGGGCAAGAGCCAUCGUGAUUGUCAUCAUGGUUCCAUCCUUGGUUGUUGCCAUUAAGGCUUCUGCCAAUGUGCUCCAGAUCUACUUCAUUGCCGAUUUGGUCUCCUCGUCCAUCAUCCCAAUCAUGUUUCUUGGUCUCUGGAACAAGAUGUACUUUCUCCGGGGCAUCGAUGUCAUUGUUGGUGGACUAGGUGCACUUCUUGGUGUUUUCAUCUUUGGAACAAUCUACUAUGGCUCUGCCGAGGAAGGUGGAAAGUUGUUGCUUGUCUGGAAUGGUAUCUACUCUGCCAGCGACUGGGGUGGCUUUGGUGCCUUUGUCAUUGCUCCUUUUGCCGGUAUUUUGCUUGGUUUCAUUUCUGCCGCUGUUAGAAUCAGUAUUCUGUAUCUUUACGCAAAGCAGACCGGAAAGCCUUUUACUGCACUUGACAAGCCUUACAAAUUGGCCUUUGGUGUGGCUGUGGAGUCUGCUGAGAAUGGAGAUGAGGCAGAUGAUGAUUCUGGCGAGGAUGUGACCACUGAGCGGUUUGUUACUGAAGGAAAGAAGAUUUCUAAGGGGAAGAGGCUUCUUGAAUCUUUUAUCUGA
Molecule: messenger RNA, 1467 nt
Organism: Brettanomyces bruxellensis
Lineage: Eukaryota; Fungi; Ascomycota; Pichiomycetes; Pichiales; Pichiaceae
Exons: 1
Coding region: 1-1467 (488 amino acids)
Biological process (GO): transmembrane transport
Cellular component (GO): membrane
Molecular function (GO): transmembrane transporter activity
Source: RefSeq, a predicted model, not a curated record